Messenger RNA from Spinacia oleracea (spinach), 399 nucleotides. RefSeq lists its product as uncharacterized. The transcript has a single exon. Lineage: Eukaryota; Viridiplantae; Streptophyta; Magnoliopsida; Caryophyllales; Amaranthaceae. Bases 1 to 399 code for a protein of 132 amino acids. The record is from RefSeq and is a predicted model, not a curated record.
AUGAAGCUCGAAGUCACAAUUAAUGGUGAAGCCGAAGCGGCGGCGAAAGGUGGACGAUCUGGAGGUGACGGCGACGGCGGUGGACGGUCUGGAGGUGACGGCGACAGCCGUGGACGAUCUGAAGGUGGCGGCGGCGGUGGACGGUUUUGGUCUGGGUUGUGGGUUGAAGAUCUAGGGUUAGAGGAGAGAGAUGGGGGUUGGGGAAGUGAAGGGGGGAAAGGAAUGGGAAAGUGUAGGGGGGGGUGGGGAAUGAGUGUAGAAGGUUUUGGGGUGAACCCAAUAAUGAAAAAAGGUAAAGGGAAUGAAGAAAUAGGCCUAACAAACAACAACAAAGGGAAUGAUAUCCUCCCAUUCCCAUUCCUUUUGAUUACUACCCCCAACCAAACGCCCCCUAAAUAA